Molecule: messenger RNA, 1224 nt
Organism: Olea europaea var. sylvestris
Lineage: Eukaryota; Viridiplantae; Streptophyta; Magnoliopsida; Lamiales; Oleaceae
Product: nicotianamine synthase-like
Exons: 1
Coding region: 112-1068 (318 amino acids)
Biological process (GO): nicotianamine biosynthetic process
Molecular function (GO): nicotianamine synthase activity
Source: RefSeq, a predicted model, not a curated record
UAGACACCCUUAGAGGGCAAGAAUUCAUCACCUCAAGUGUGCUCGCAACACUUCAUUUUUCUAUAAGGUAGAAUUCUUAAAACCUCGUAACAUUACCUCAAUAGAGUCGACAUGGUUUGUCUCAAGGAUCCAUUGGUUCAAAAAAUCUGCGAGUUUUACGAGAAAAUUUCGAGGUUAGACAGCCUCAAACCCUCCGAAGAUGUCAACAUGCUACUUACAGAUCUCGUUUUCACGUGCAUGCCACCGUAUCCAAUUGACUGCACAAAAUUGUGCAAGAAAAUUCAAGAAAUCAGGUCCAAACUCAUUAGACUCUGUGGAAAAGCAGAAGGGCUCCUUGAGGAACACUAUUCAACUAUCUUAGGAUCAUUUGACAAUCCUCUUGAGCAUCUCCAUAUUUUUCCCUACUUUUCGAAUUACCUUAAACUCAGCCUCCUCGAAUUCAACAUCCUUAGCCAACACAGCAAGGAUGUCCCGAGCUGUGUUGCAUUCGUGGGAUCAGGUCCCCUUCCCCUUACCUCGAUCGUCUUGGCCUCAAAUCACAUGACUUCCACCACUUUCCACAACUACGACAUCAACUCAUCUGCCAAUUCCAUGGCGUCCCACCUUGUGGAAUCUGAUCCCGCCUUAUCCAAACGAAUGAUAUUCCAUACUACGGAUAUCAUGAACGUUACAAGUGCUCUCAAGGACUAUGACGUCGUUUUCUUGGCGGCCCUUGUUGGUAUGAACAAGGAGGAAAAGGUUCGAAUACUCGAGCACUUAAACAAACACAUGGCACCGGAGGCGCUCCUGAUGCUUAGAAGCGCCCAUGGCGCGCGUGCUUUUCUAUAUCCGGUGGUUGAACCUUGUGAUCUACGAGGAUUCGAGGUUCUUUCAGUGUUUCAUCCGGCAGACGAGGUUAUCAAUUCUGUAAUCAUUGCUCGUAAGUCUCCAUUUUCUAUGCACUCAUCAAUUGAUCAGGGAUUUGGGCCAUUAAUGCAUUGCAGCAAAUGUGCGGAGAUUCGAGUUUUCAAUCCCCUAAGCCAGAUGAACAUGAUUGAGGAAUUGGCAGUGGAGGAGCAUCAUUGUUGAAGAAUCUUCUCUCUCACUAUAUUUAUAUCCCACAUAGAACUUUGAAUCCUUUCAUUGUUUUCCAUAUGUUGUUACAUGCUAAUACAUCAGCAAAAUGUAUCCAUUUUGUGUUAAUUUCAAGAAAUAAGAUGACUCUUGGCGAUUGUUUCAGAAUCC